AUGGACCAUCGCGCCCUCUCAAAUGACUCGCGCCGCAACGAUCAUCCCCCACCUCCCACUCCGCACUACGACCAGCCCUCCGCCGCACAACAGAGCGAAGCCUUCCAACAGGCUCUCAACACCAUCGAAGUUCAAGGCUCUUCCGACGAAGACGCCUACUCAGAUUCCGGCUAUGAGGAGAGUCUAAACUCUGCCUUCUCGUCUUCGACUUCCAUGUCCUCCUCUGUGCGCCAUUGGGAUUUUGAAAAUGGUCGUCGCUAUCACGCAUAUCGUCAAGGUCACUAUCUUCUACCCAACGACGAUGCAGAACAGGAGCGCGAAGACAUCAAACAUGCCACCGUCUUGACUGUCUGCGGUGGCAAGCUGCACUUUGCGCCCAUUCCCGAAAACCGUCCAGACACUCGCAUUCUCGAUAUAGGCACAGGGACCGGCAUCUGGUGCGUCGAAAUGGGUGAUCAAUAUCCUUCUGCUCAAAUUACUGGCGUAGACCUAAGUCCCAUACAACCAGAUUGGGUGCCUCCGAAUGUUAAUUUCAUGGUCGACGAUAUAGCAAGCGAGUGGCUGUAUCCUGAAAACCACUUCGACAUGAUCCAUGCCAGACACAUGGGUGUCGCUAUCAAAGACUGGGAUCAUGUCCUCAACUCAGCAUACACACAUCUCAAACCAGGUGCAUGGCUCGAGUUUUGUGAAUUUGAUUACUGGCCGAGCUGUGAUGAUGGGACCAUGACUGAGGAUAAUCUCCACUACGGAUGGCAUGUCCUUGUGACCGAAGGUAUGAAGAAAAACGACGUCGACUUGCACGCCGCUUUGUCUUUGAAGAGAAGGAUAGACCACGCCGGCUUCGAAAACGUAACUGAGAGGAUCAUGAAAGUUCCUCUGGGUCACUGGCCCAAGAAUCCCCUUCUCAAGAAAGUCGGCAGCUACAUGCAUGCUGUCCUUUACGACGGCCUUCAAGGCAUCUGCAUGGGUCCCCUAACAAGAGGUUUGGGUUGGUCAAGGGAGCAAGUUGAGCUCUAUUUACCUGGAGUACGAAAGGACCUAAACAAUAUGAGUGUGCACACUUAUUACAGUCUGCACGUAAUCACGGCCCAGAAGCCAUACCAUUGA
This is a messenger RNA of Aureobasidium melanogenum CBS 110374, 1107 nucleotides long. RefSeq names its product S-adenosyl-L-methionine-dependent methyltransferase. NCBI's taxonomy places the organism in Eukaryota, Fungi, Ascomycota, Dothideomycetes, Dothideales, Saccotheciaceae. The transcript has 2 exons. The coding region runs from base 1 to 1107 and encodes 368 amino acids. Gene Ontology annotation, molecular function: methyltransferase activity. The record is from RefSeq and is a predicted model, not a curated record.